Messenger RNA from Scutellospora calospora, 987 nucleotides. Lineage: Eukaryota; Fungi; Glomeromycota; Glomeromycetes; Diversisporales; Gigasporaceae. The record is from the annotation of a GenBank genome assembly.
AUGAUACAAGCUUUGCUUCACCGACUGCUCACAAAGACAAAUGAUUUGAACCAAGCACAACAAGAAUUAAAGUGGCUAGCUUUUUAUGUAUUACAACAAACUAAAAGUCCUAUUUUGAACAAAUUAAAAUCUUCAAUGAUUUCUACAAAUGAAAUUAUUCAAAAUUUAAAUAAUGAAGAAAAAAGGAUUUUAAACAAAUAUGUCACAGAAAGAGUUGAAAAAUCCAAACCAUUACAGUAUAUACUUGGAACUCAACCAUUUUGUGAUUUGGAUAUAAUCACAAAACCCCCAGUAUUAAUUCCCAGGUGGGAGACAGAAGAAUGGACCAAUCGAUUAAUAACUCUCUUGAAACCUCUUUUACAAACCACCACAUUAACAUCUCCGAAAUCUACCUUUAAAAUUAUUGACAUAUGCACGGGAUCAGGAUGUAUAGCAUUGUCACUUUCAAAUGCACUUCCACCAAAUUCAUAUUAUAUUAAUGGAAUAGAUAUUUCUAAUGAUGCACUUUCCCUUGCUAAUUUAAAUCUUUCAAAUAUGAGUUCUUAUAAAAAAUUAUAUAAUCACGUGGAAUUUUUUCAUCUUGAUAUUAUGAAAUCUACUGAUGAGCAAAUUUGCGAAUUUAUGCAUAAGAGCAAUGGAUAUGAUUUAGUGGUUUCUAAUCCACCUUAUAUUUCUUAUGAUGAAUAUUUAACAUUAGAUGAAGACGUUAGAUUGUGGGAAGAUAAAUUAGCAUUAGUUGCUGAUAAUAAUGGUACAAUAUUUCAUAAUAGAAUAGCUUACCUAACAGCUAAAUAUCUAUUAAGAAAAGAUAGUUAUUUUGCAAAAGUCUGGAAAAACAAGGUACCACAAUUGGUUAUGGAAAUUGGUGGAAGUCAUCAAAUAUCUAGAAUUGUUGGUGAAUUAAAGAAAUAUAAUUUUAAAUUUGUAAAUAUUUGGAAAGACAGUGCUAAUAAAGAUCGUUGUAUUGUUGCUAAUUUGCAUAACUAA